CAAACUACACUACUUCGUUGCAUUUGCGCUACACAAGUCGCGCGCCCGCCAUGCAACUUGUCCUAGCCCGGCGGUGCCACCUGGUACUCGCUCUGUUCCUCCUGCUGCAGCAGGCCGUGGCUUGCUCGGCCGCCGCCGCCGCCGGCAGCAACAACGAGACGGACCGCGCCGCUCUGCUGGCGUUCAAGCACGCCGUCUCUGGAGGCGGCCGCGCCGGCCCGCUGAGCUCCUGGAACGACUCCUUGCCCUUCUGCCGGUGGCGUGGCGUCUCGUGUCACGCUGGCAAUGGCAGAGUGACCGCGCUGGUGCUCGCGUCGGCGCGUCUCACCGGCGCUAUCCCUCCGGCACUCGGGAACCUCACCUUCCUCUCGUCUCUUCAGCUGCCGGACAACGGGCUAACGGGGGAGAUACCUACGUCCGUCGGCGGUUUGCGGCGCCUCCGCAGGCUGAACCUCUCCGGCAACCAGCUCCGUGGGGCCAUCCUGGCAGAGGCGGCCCUGCUCACAAACCUGACGCACCUCAACCUGUCGCGCAAUCUGCUCGUCGGCCGUAUCCCGCCCGGGCUCGGCCGUCUCGGCGGUGCGCUGGUAAAUCUGGACCUCUCCAGGAACCAACUCACUGGGAGCAUACCGACCUCCCUCGCCGGGCUGCCGUGGUUGCAGCGGAUCCGCCUUGGGAACAACAACCUCACCGGCAGCAUACCACCGCUGUUCGCCAACAUGACGGCCCUCCUCGGAUUCACCUUCAAGUACAACUACCUUGACGGUAGCCUGCCGGAGGACAUAGGCCAGUCCUCUUGUCGGCGAGCUCCCGGCGUCUAUCUACAACGUCACCUCCAUCAGGAUGAUCGAGCUGUCUUACAACUCAAUAUCGGGGAGGCUCCGCCACGACAUCGGAGACUCGGUCCCGGAGCUCUACUUCCUCAGCAUGUUCGGCAACGAGCUCGUCGGACGGAUACCAGCGAGCCUGGCGAACGCGUCGAAGAUGCAGACCAUCAACCUGGGCGAGAACAACCUCGUCGGCGUGGUGCCCGCGGACCUUGGCGAACUCAGGGAGCUCCUCCAUCCCACCUGAGCUUCAACAUGCUGCACGCCAGCACACCUGGCGAGUGGCAGUUCGUGGAUGCCCUGACGAAUUGCAGCAAGCUGCGUGUGCUCCACAUGUUCCACAGCGAUCUCUCCGGCCAGCUGCCGGCGUCGGUUGCCAACCUGUCGACGGAGCUCGCGUGGCUGGACUUGUCGUACAACCGGAUAUCUGGGACCAUCCCCUCCGGUAUCGGCAAGCUGAGGGGUCUGACAACGCUCCGAUUCCAGGCCAACAACUUGUCCGGGGUCAUCCCGGAGUCGACGGGCCUUCUAACUGGCAUGUUUGAGAUGCUCGUCUUCGGGAACCGGCUGACCGGCACGAUUCCGUCGUCGCUCGGCAACCUCACCAAGCUGACGCAGCUGGAGCUGAGCGAAAACGAGCUCGUUGGCGAGGUGCCGCCGAGCUUAGCGGGUUGCCGCAGCCUCGCCUACCUGAGUGUCGGCGGGAAUCGGCUCACUGGGACCAUUCCAGCUCAGGUUUUCACCAUACCGGCAAUGUCCUACAUCCUAAACAUGUCCAACAACUUCAUUUCCGGCGAGGUGCCACCGGAGGUUGGCCGCCUUCAGAGUCUCCAAACCUUGGAUCUCUCCAAUAACAGAUUGACUGGUGCGAUCCCCGCGACGAUAGGCCAGAGUCAGAUGCUUCAGAGGUUAUAUCUCCAAGGCAACCUGCUCCGCGGUGGCAUCUUGCCGUCGUCAUUCGGGAGCCUCAAGGGCCUGGAGGAGCUGGACAUGUCCCGCAACAACCUGUCCGGCGAGUUCCCACGCUUUCUGCAAGACCUACGGUACCUGCGUCUCCUGAACCUGUCCUUGAACCUUCUCGCCGGUGAGGUGCCGGUCAAGGGAGUCUUCACCAACGCGACGGCCGUCCACCUCACCGGGAAUGGGGGCAUUGGGGAAUUGGGCCGGCGAGGAAUAAAGGUAAAUCGCUUGCUCUGAAAGAGGCCUACCGACACUAUGUUCUUGGAAGGGCUGACCCUCACGAGGUUCGUCGAGGAGGCCUGCUCCGGAGGCGGCAUCUUGUCCGUCAUCGAUCCGCGGCUGCUCGGCGAUGUAGGUGGACACCCGCCGCAGGUUGAGCGGU
Messenger RNA from Triticum aestivum (bread wheat), 2169 nucleotides. RefSeq names its product LRR receptor-like serine/threonine-protein kinase EFR. Gene Ontology annotation, molecular function: protein binding. The transcript has a single exon. Lineage: Eukaryota; Viridiplantae; Streptophyta; Magnoliopsida; Poales; Poaceae. The record is from RefSeq and is a predicted model, not a curated record. Bases 51 to 2024 code for a protein of 657 amino acids.